Messenger RNA from Alternaria alternata, 1968 nucleotides. RefSeq lists its product as hypothetical. The transcript has a single exon. Bases 366 to 1811 code for a protein of 481 amino acids. The record is from RefSeq and is a predicted model, not a curated record. Lineage: Eukaryota; Fungi; Ascomycota; Dothideomycetes; Pleosporales; Pleosporaceae.
GCUGGACGUUGAGGAAGUCUGCACCCGAUGAAGCUCGCUUUGGAUCAAGCUCGUCUCGCAGCCGUUCCCACUUGCUGCGCUUAAAUUCAGCACGCGGUUCCUAUUCGAUGCAAAGGCAUGGCGAGCGAGUCAGUAAUAGUGCUUUGCCGAAUGUAGGAACUCGCACCGACGUAGUGCCCUACCAACGCUGCACAAUUGGUGACCUCGACAAUGCAGUGCAUGCGGCGUUGAGGUCUUGACAUAGUGGUCUGGUGAAAUCCUUCGUUCCUGGCGGUUGGAUUUUUAAGUAAAACUCAUUUACCUCUCAUUUGUUGCAAGGUCUGUAGCUGCCCAGCCCCAAUUCAGUCUCAUCUCAGCAAGUUACCAUGUCUACGAAAGAAAUUCGAAUCCGCCCAGCAGGUUGGGAGAACGCUCCCGCAGAAGAGCGGUUCGCUCUCUCUGAUAUGGAUCACACGAUGCCGAAGAUCUAUGUCCAGAUAGUAGAGAUAUUUAGGCUCACACAACCCGUGGACAAGGCUGAGAUUGUGGACAGCAUGGCCAAGGGUCUGGAAUUUACCUUGAGUCAGUUCCCCAUCCUUGCCGGCGGCUUGAAGAUGGAUGCGGAGAACGGUCGAUUGUGGGUGACGAAAAAGAAGGAUGGUGAGGCUAGUCUGUUCGUGCAGGACUUGGAAGAGACUUUCCCGUCGUUCGAUGAGCUGGAUAGGACCGAUUUUCCCGCCGCAACUUUCAAAGGGCACUUGCUCUUGCCAAAAGCGGUGACAGAGAAACAGCUAUUCUCGCCUCUUGGGGAUAAUCAAAAAGACGAUCUCAUUGUAUCGACAUUCCAGAUCAACUUCAUCAAAGGCGGUCUUGUACUUGGUAUUGCUAUUCACCAUAACUGUUCUGAUGGCCCAGGAUGCGACGGGUUUCUCACUACUUGGGCGAGGAAUUCCAAAGCAGUGAUCAAUGGGACUGCCUUCGAAGUAGUUCCCCAUGGUACAAUGGAUCGAUCGCGUCUCAGUGCGAAGAAACCGGAAGCUGCGCGGUGGAAAGAACUUGACCGCAAGUUUCCUGUGCUCAAGGAUGGCGGUGGACCCCCUCCACCACCACCGGCUGAUUUCAAGAUGCCAGAAUUGGCUCUCCGGAUGUGGCAUUUCCCUAAGAGUAAGACGGAGCAACUCAAAUCUCAAGCGAUGGCGAAGACAGGAGAAAGUUGGAUCUCGACCUACGAUGCAAUAAUGUCGAUUCUCUGGAAGAGCAUCACACGAUCCAAGCUCGACCUUCUGCACCCUGACCUUGCCAAGGAGGUCAUACUGGUACACGCGGUAAAUACACGAAAGAUACUGGACCCGCCUUUGCAAGAGACAAUGAUGGGCAAUGCAGUCGCGCUUCCCCGCACGGAGCCAAUAAAGAUUUCCGAACUCAUCGCCGAAAAUAAUCUUCCGGAAAUUGCGCAAAGAGUGCGAAACUCGAUCAAGACCAUCACUCCACAGUACGUCGCUGAGCUACCUGAGUGGAUCGCAGGACUAGACGAUAGACGAUGGAUAAGCAUUAAUAUGAGCUCGUUCCUGGGUAUGGACUUGGCGGGCACGAGCUGGCAAGGCAUGAAUGUAUACCAAAAACACGAUUUCGGUUUUGGUGUUGCGAAAGCCAUCCGGUUUCCGGAUCCCCAGUUCGAAGGCUAUGUUUUUGUAUACCCAAGCAGGGCGGAUGUCAAGGACAAUGCCGUCGACGAAGGUAUUGAGGUAUGUGUGUGCUUGGAAAAAGGAUGCCAUGAUCGAUUGAUGAAGGACACGGAGUUGCUCAGAUAUGCACAGCCUCGUGGUAGCUAGACAGGAAUUGUUUUGGUAGUAUUGCACGGCUCCUAGUAUGGCAGUCCGCGAGGGCAGAGUGCCUUCAUGUUUGCUCCAAGUCGUGGUACUCCGUAGCGAAAGGCGGUUCCGAACCACCAAUCUCCACAUCUGUGCCAGCUGCUCUCUCAUCCAUUGG